AAACGAAAUGCGUGGUUUAUCUUCUCGCUGACUCUAUUUCCAACGAGAUUCGAUCCUUCCCAUCUUCUCCACAUGAUCACAUCACCAAUGGACUAAUCACAAAACCACACACAGCAACACACUCAGAGCACAGCCUAAUGGGGUUCGAAUCCGAGGAUCCCAAUCGUUUCGAGGAGGCGGUGGUCUUGGGCGUCGACGGUGGCGCCACCUCCACUGUCUGCGUCUGCCUGCCUCUCCUCCCAUUGUGCGAGCGUCGCCAGCUGCCCGAUCCUCUUCCCGUUCUGGGCCGCGCCGCCGCCGGCUGCUCCAACCACAACAGCCUUGGAGAACAAGCUGCUAGAGAAACACUUGAACAUGUUAUAAGCGAGGCACUUUCAACAGCUGGAAAGAAUCAUUCAGCAGUUCUUGCUGUUUGCUUAGGGAUUUCUGGUGUGAACCAUCCAUCGGAUCAGGAGAGAAUAUUGAUAUGGAUGAGGAAUAUUUUUCCUGGUAAUGUAAAGAUAUAUGUAAAAAAUGAUGCUGUAGCAGCUCUUGCUAGUGGGACAAUGGGGAAACUACAUGGCUGCGUUUUGAUAGCUGGUACUGGGUGCAUUGCUUAUGGAUUUGCUGAAGAUGGAAGAGAAGCUCGUGCUGCGGGUGCAGGACCUAUAUUAGGUGACUGGGGCAGGUUAGCCAUUAAUGGAGUUGUUCUAGUCAGUAAUAGGGAUGAUCUGUUUCAGUUAGAUCGAUAUCCUGUUGCUGUUUUCAGUGGUUACGGAAUCGCUUCUCAGGCACUGACAGCAGUGGUGAAGGCUCAUGAUGGGCGUGGCCCGGAAACUAUGCUUACAAAUUGUUUCUUGAAAUCGCUGGAUCUUACCUCACCAGAUGAGAUCAUAGGGUGGACCUAUGCAGAUUCAUCUUGGGCUAGAAUAGCAGCACUAGUCCCUCUCGUGGUAUCUUGCGCAGAAGAUGGCGAUCAAGUUGCACAUGAGAUAUUGAUUAAUGCAGUCCAAGAGUUGGCUCUAAGUGUAAAGACUGUCGUUCAACGACUAUGUUUGGCUGGGGAAGAUGGAACUGAUUCUUUCCCAGUUGUCUUAGUUGGUGGUGUCCUUGAAGCUAACAAGAGGUGGGACAUCGGGAAGGAAGUUACUGACACAAUUUUGAAGGCCUUCCCAGGGGCUUUUCCCAUUAGACCAGAGGUGGAACCUGCAAUUGGGGCUGCAUUGUUCGCAUGGACCAGCUUGAUGAAAGAAAUGGAAGCAAAUGGCCACAGAUGACAUUAUAAAUAUCCAGAAAAUUUGCUGAAUAUAUUAUUACUGGACCGAGAGAGUUCCAGCUUAUUACGCUAAGGUAAAUUGUAACUAUAAAUGUUGUUGGGAAUCUCCAUUUAUAAUUACCUCAUGUAACAUAUUGGACAUUUAAUGCUUAAAAAAAAAUUGUAGUUGGACAUUCAGUUUGAGUGAGUACCAAUUUGCCCCAAAACUAGUCAACUGCACCAACCGAUUCUUUCGAUGAUAAAUCUGUUUCACUUCAAAAGAGAUUGCCCAUAACUUUAACAAAUGAUGACAUCAGCUUAAUUGUUGAUUUGCAUUUGUUGUUUCAAUGGUUUUAUGAGUUUAAAUCGGUUUAUUUGGCUCCCUAUAGCUCAGCAUUUGCAUUUUUCGGACAAAAGCUACACAGUACACAAAUG
Striga asiatica is the source of this 1669-nucleotide messenger RNA. NCBI's taxonomy places the organism in Eukaryota, Viridiplantae, Streptophyta, Magnoliopsida, Lamiales, Orobanchaceae. The record is from the annotation of a GenBank genome assembly.